Molecule: messenger RNA, 4002 nt
Organism: Dipodomys ordii (Ord's kangaroo rat)
Lineage: Eukaryota; Metazoa; Chordata; Mammalia; Rodentia; Heteromyidae
Gene: Tdrd9
Product: tudor domain containing 9
Exons: 35
Coding region: 1-4002 (1333 amino acids)
Cellular component (GO): intracellular anatomical structure
Molecular function (GO): ATP binding; RNA binding
Source: RefSeq, a predicted model, not a curated record
AUGUUGCGGAAGCUCACCAUCGACCAGAUUAACGACUGGUUCACCAUCGGGAAGACGGUGACCAAUGUGGAGCUGCUGGGCUCGCCGCCCGCCUUCCCGGCUGAGGCGCCGGGCCGGGACGCGGCCGCGGCCCAGGCCCCAGCUCCAGUUCCGGCCCCGGUGGCCUCGCCCCCGGUCCCCACCCAGGCUCCGGCGCCCACGAGCCUGGCCUCGGCCUCCAGGAGGUCACUCAGCCAGAAGAGCUCAGAAACAGAGUACAUUAACAAGUACAGACAACUUGAAGCACAAGAACUCGAUAUGUAUGGCAGUGAUCCACCAACCAGUGGACCAGGUCCAAGGCUGCCUUUGGCUAAGUUAAGCAAUGUGACAUGUAUCACAGAGACAACUUAUAAAUAUCCUGAGUUGCCUAUAAAUCGAUGUAAGGAAGAGAUUAUUUCUUUGAUAGAAAGCAAUUCUGUGGUAAUUAUCCAUGGUGCCACAGGCAGUGGGAAGAGUACUCAACUGCCCCAGUAUAUCCUGGACCAUUACAUUCAGCGCUCUACCUACUGCAACAUUGUGGUUACCCAGCCACGGAAGAUUGGCGCUAGCAGCAUCGCCAGGUGGAUCAGUAGAGAACGCUGUUGGACUCUGGGUGGCUUGGUGGGUUAUCAGGUAGGGCUAGAGAAAAUAGCAACAGAAGACACCAAGUUAAUUUACAUGACCACUGGAGUCCUGCUUCAGAAGAUUGUUAGUGCUAAGAGUUUGAUGGAAUUCACACACAUCUUCAUUGAUGAAGUACAUGAACGAACUGAGGAAAUGGAUUUCCUGCUCUUGGUAGUCCGAAAACUUCUAAGAACAAAUUCGCGUUUUGUCAAGGUUGUUCUCAUGUCUGCUACCAUCAACUGUAAGGAGUUUUCAGACUACUUUGCUGUUCCUGUUCAGAACAAGAUGAACCCUGCUUAUGUUUUUGAAGUGGAAGGCAAGCCCCAUGCAAUAGAAGAAUAUUAUCUCAACGAUUUGGACCACAUUUAUCACAGUGGGCUCUCUCCACAUCGCCUGGAGGAACCACUGAUAACGAAGGAUAUCUAUGAAGUUGCUGUCUCCCUAAUUCAGAUGUUUGAUGACUUGGACAUGAAAGAGAGUGGAAACAAGACCUGGUCGGGAGCCCAGUUUGUGUCGGAGCGGAGCAGCGUAUUGGUGUUUUUGCCAGGUCUGGGUGAAAUAAACUAUAUGCAUGAGCUUCUCACCAACAUGAUUCACAAAAGGUUGCAGGUCUAUCCACUCCAUUCCAGUGUGACUUUAGAAGAACAGAACAAUGUAUUUUUAAGUCCAGUCCCUGGGUACAGAAAGAUUAUUCUGUCUACCAACAUUGCAGAGAGUUCCGUCACGGUUCCUGACGUCAAGUAUGUUAUAGACUUUUGUCUGACUAGAACUCUGGUCUGCGAUGAAGAUACGAACUACCAGAGUCUGCGGUUGAGCUGGGCCUCCAAGACCAGUUGUGACCAGAGAAAAGGCCGGGCCGGACGAGUAUCUAAAGGGUAUUGUUACAGACUGAUACACAGGGAUUUCUGGGACAGCUCCAUCCCAGACCGUGUUGUUCCUGAGAUGUUGCGUUGUCCGUUAGGAAGCACAAUACUGAAAGUGAAGCUGCUGGACAUGGGUGAGCCGAGAGCCCUGCUGGCCACGGCUCUUUCUCCACCAAGUCUGAGUGACAUCGAGCGCACCAUCCUCCUGCUGAAGGAGGUAGGAGCCCUGGCGAUUAGUGGGCAGAGAGAAGAUGAAAACCCCCAUGACGGCGAGCUGACCUUCCUAGGACGCGUGCUAGCCCAGCUCCCUGUCAACCAGCAGCUGGGCAAACUCAUCGUGCUGGGACAUGUGUUUGGGUGCCUGGACGAGUGUCUCAUUAUAGCGGCAGCGCUCUCCCUGAAGAAUUUUUUUGCGAUGCCUUUUCGACAGCAUCUCGAUGGCUAUAGGAACAAGGUGAACUUCUCUGGCAGCAGUAAGAGCGACUGCCUUGCCCUUGUGGAGGCCUUUAAAGCAUGGCAGGCUUGCAGACAGCGAGGAGAGCUGCGCCAUCCCAAGGAUGAACUUGACUGGGGACGGUUAAAUUACAUCCAAAUCAAGAGAAUUAGAGAGGUGGCUGAAUUGUAUGAAGAAUUGAAAAACAGGAUCUCUCAGUUCAACAUGUAUGUGGAUCCCCGGCGGCCUGCUCUGGACCAGGAGUAUCCGUACAAGCAGCGCUUCAUCCUGCAGGUUGUAUUGGCAGGUGCUUUUUAUCCAAAUUAUUUUACUUUUGGACAGCCAGAUGAGGAGAUGGCAGUGAAGGAGCUGGCUGGCAAAGACCCAAAGACGACAGUUGUGUUGAAGCACAUUCCUCCCUAUGGAUUUCUUUACUAUAAACAGCUGCAGUCUCUCUUUCGACAGUGUGGUCAAGUCAAAUCCAUUGUAUUUGAUGGUGCAAAAGCCUUUGUGGAGUUUGCACGGAACCCCACAGAGAGGUUUAAGGCGCUUCCUGCGGUGUACAUGGCGGUGAAGAUGUCCCAGCUGAAAGUACCAUUGGAGCUCUGUGUUCACGCCGCCGAGGAGAUUGAAGGGAAGGUGCAAGGGGGGACAGUGUCCAAGCUGAGGAGCACGAGGGUGAAUGUGGACUUCCAGAAGCAGACAGUAGAUCCUAUGCAAGUCUCAUUCAACACAUCAGACAGGUCCAAGACAGUUGCUGAUGUCUUCCUUACUAUUGAUGUCACGGAGGUGGUAGAAGUGGGCCACUUUUGGGGGUACAGGAUUGAUGAAAGGAACACAGAACUUCUUAAAAAGCUCACUGCUGAGAUAAACCAGCUGGAACUGGCGCCCCUGCCUGUUCACCCUCACCCGGACCUGGUCUGCUUGGCGCCUUUUGCUGACUGUGACAGGGAGAGCUACUUUAGAGCCCAGAUCCUUUAUGUGUCUGGAGACCACGCUGAGGUAUUCUUUGUAGACUAUGGCAAUAGAACUCGGGUAGAGCUGUGUCUUCUAAUGGAGAUUCCGAGUCAGCUUCUCGAGCUUCCAUUUCAGGCUUUGGAAUUUAAGAUUUGCAAAAUGCGACCCUCGGCGAAGUCUCUUGUUUGUGGUGAGCAUUGGAGCGGCAGAGCCAGCGGGAGGUUUGCUUCCCUUGUGAGUGGCUGUGCCCUGCUAGUGAAGGUUUUCUCAGUUGUGCACAACGUGCUGCAUGUGGAUGUGUACCGCUACUUGGGGACCCAGGACAUCGUCAACAUCAGAGACAUCCUCAUUGGAGAGGGCCAUGCUGAGCUUUCAGAGGAGUCCUAUGAGUCGAAAGCUGUGCUCCAUGGGCCCUUUAACCCAUAUGAACUGAAGUGUCAGAGUUUGACCAGAAUAUCCAAGUUCAGGUGUGUUUGGAUCGAGAAGGAGAGCAUCAACUCAGUGGUCAUCAGUGACGCCCCUGCUGACCUGCACCAGAGAAUGCUGGUGGCAGCCUCGCUCUCGGUCAACGCCACUGGGUCCACCAUGCUCCUGAGAGAGACUUCUCUGAUGCCUCACAUCCCCGGCCUCCCAGCUCUCCUCAGUAUGCUGUUUGCACCCGUGAUGGAGUUGAGGGUUGAUCGCGACGGAAAAUGCUACACUGGUGUCCUGUGUGGUUUGGGAUGGAGUCCGACCACCGAGGCCCCUGUGCUGCCUGAGCAUGACAUGGAACUGGCGUUCGACGUGCAGUUCAGCGUGGAGGACAUCGUUGAGAUCAAUAUUCUCAGGGCUGCCAUCAACAAAUUGGUGUGUGAUGGACCAAAUGGGUCCGAGUAUCUCGGACCAGAAAGAAUUGUGCAGUUACAGGAUAAUGCCCGUCAGAAACUUCUAGGCCUGUUCUGUCAGUUGAAGCCUAGAGAGAAGAUUGUUCCCAAGUGGCAUGAAAAGCCCUACGAGUGGAAUCAGGUUGAUCCGAAGCUGGUCAUGGAGCAGGCUGACCGGGAAGGCAGCCGAGGGAAGAAUACUUUUCUCUACCAGCUUCACAAGCUUCUGGUGCUCAGUCCCUAA